Molecule: messenger RNA, 3509 nt
Organism: Salvia miltiorrhiza (redroot sage)
Lineage: Eukaryota; Viridiplantae; Streptophyta; Magnoliopsida; Lamiales; Lamiaceae
Product: clathrin interactor EPSIN 2
Exons: 14
Coding region: 251-3112 (953 amino acids)
Biological process (GO): endocytosis
Cellular component (GO): plasma membrane; endosome; clathrin vesicle coat
Molecular function (GO): clathrin binding; phospholipid binding
Source: RefSeq, a predicted model, not a curated record
AGACAGCUAAUUUCCAUUCAAUUCGACGAAUUUUCUUUCACGGAGCAUCUCUUUUUCCUUUUCAUUUCGCCUUACAAUCUCCCUCUCCCUCCCUCUCUCUCUCCUCCCCUCUCGAUCUCGAUCUCGACAGCCAUUCAUCAACGCCAUAUCUUCAGAUCUAGCAUACGGUGAAGGAGGCUGUGAAUUUCUCAGGCAAAAAAAAAUUGAUCGAGUGAGUUAGCUAAUUCGGCAUCUCUCAGGCAAGGGUGGAAUGAAGAAAGUUUUUGAUCAAACUGUCCGUGACAUUAAGAGAGGGGUCAACAAGAAAGUUCUUAAAGUCCCUUCAAUAGAACAGAAGGUUCUUGAUGCAACUAGCAAUGAGCCCUGGGGUCCCCAUGGAUCCCUUCUUGCUGAUAUUGCUCAGGCAACUAGAAACUAUCACGAGUAUCAGAUGAUCAUAUCAGUAAUAUGGAAGCGUAUAAAUGAUACUGGAAAAAAUUGGCGGCAUGUCUACAAGGCAUUGACUGUCUUGGAGUACUUGAUAGCCCAUGGUUCCGAGCGUGUCAUAGAUGAUAUCAAAGAACAUGCAUACCAAAUAUCAACUUUGUCCGAUUUCCAAUACAUUGAUUCCAGUGGAAGAGACCAGGGUAACAAUGUUAGAAAGAAAUCUCAGAGCAUAGUAGUUCUUGUAAAUGAUAAGGAAAGAAUACAAGAGGUUCGUCAGAAGGCUGCUGCUAAUAGGGACAAAUUCCGCAGUACUCCUACUGGUGGUAUGUAUCAUCCUGGCUCCGGAGGGUAUGGAGACAGAUAUGAUGAUGAUCGAUAUGGAAACCGAGAUGAUGAUAGGAAUGGCUAUGGGAGAGAUAGAGAAUGGGGUUCUAGAGAUGAGGAUAGAUAUGGUCGGUAUGGAGAAUCAUAUGGCCGUGAUGGAGACAGGUAUGGUAGAGAUAAUGAGGAGCGAUUUGGCCGAGAUGGAUACAAGGAUGAUGAGUACCGAGGAAGAAGUCAAGGCAAUGAUGACUAUAAUUAUGGAUCAAGAAGUAGAAGUGCUGAUCGAGAGAGAAAUCCUGCAAAUGAGGAUGAUGGCCAAUAUUCUUCCAGAGGAAGUGGUGCAAGAGCUGAUGAGCAAUCUCAAGAUGGAAGUACUGCUGGGAAGAAGCUUGAAAACAGAUAUUCUGGGCAAAGUGCUGAUGCACCUCCUAGUUAUGAGGAUGCUGUUGGUGGCACCCACAGUCCUUCAUACAAUGAAAGUAGGGAUGGAGAAUCGUCACAAGCAUACGCCCCUAAAGUAUCCUCAAAAGACGCUAGCCCAAGCCAUACAACCGCAGCUGCUCCACACCCUAUUCCUGCUUCACCUCCUGCUUCAGCAUCCCCUCCUACUUCAGUGCAGACUACAGCUCAGCAUAGCAACCGGGAAGUUGAUGGAUUUGAUGAAUUUGAUCCUAGAGGUUCAUUUUCAGCUGCCCCUGCCACAUCUAAUGGUAUUACUCCUGCUACAUCUGCUGUGGAAAUGGAUUUGUUGGGUUCUCUCUCUGAGCCUUUUUCUUCAAAUCCACUGGCUCUCGUGCCUGUUGGGCAGCCUGAUGCUGCAUCUGAAGCUAAUCCAAAUGCAGGCUUUGCCUCUGGACCCACAUUUGAAGGUGGGCCACCACCAGCAGCGACUAACAAUCAGCCUUUCGAUGAUCCAUUUGGUGAUGGUCCUUUCAGAGCUAUUACUUCUACAGAUGGUGCACCAACUGAACAACAGAUCAAUGCAUCCUCUAAUUCCUUCACUGCAAAUUCCAAUCAGGGCCUCGAUGUGCCUCAGUCAGUUCCUCAGAAAGCAGCAACUGAAGCUGGGGGCACUUUUUAUGAUGCAACAAACAUGCCAUCUGGCCCUUUUGGAAUGCCACCCACUACAAGCACACCAUUUCCACAACAGGAGUCAUCAACUCCUAACCACGAUAUUGAUAUAUUAGCAGAUAUUCUACCUCCCUCCGCCCCCCAAUCUUUUGUUAAUACACAAACUGGUUACCAAGCUGCACCAAACCAAUCUGUGCCUCACAGUGGCUUUCCACCUCAAACCAAUCAACCCACAAUGCAGCCAUCUCUUAGUGGUCAGUAUGCACCCCAAAAUGGUUUUCAAGCACAACCUGGCCAACCUGCUGGUUUUCCUACUCAACUUGGACAGCCUUCAUUGCAAGCGAACUAUCCUCCUCAACCAUCACACUCUGUUCCACAAGCAGGCUUUCCUUCUCAAACUAUGGCUUUAGCCCUCCAUGGUCAAGCUGGUCAGGCACCACUUUCAGGUUUUCCUUCUCAAGGUGGUUCUAUGCAGCCAAAUCAGCAAAACUCGAACUUCUAUGGAGUUUACCAACAUCAAUCAGUGGCUGCAGUUCCAGCUGGUGGGUACAUGGUUCCUCCUACUUCCACAGGAGUUUCUACAAAUCAAAAUUUCCUUUCACAUAUGGGUUCUCAAGCUCCGCAAGUACAAUCAAGUAGUCUCGUAGUUCCAGUGUCAGUUACUCAAGCUUCAACAGGUUCUGCUGUAGCUCCUAAACCGUCCUCGGACAAGUUCGAGACUAAGUCCACUGUUUGGGCCGACACUCUGAGCCGUGGAUUGGUCAAUCUCAAUAUUUCUGGAUCAAAAACAAAUCCAUUGGCUGAUAUUGGAGUUGAUUUUGAUGCCAUAAAUCGCAAGGAGAAAAGGAUGGAAAAACAACCAGCAACAACUACUGUAGUAUCUACAGUUACCAUGGGCAAAGCAAUGGGCUCUGGAUCUGGUGUUGGACGUGCUGGUGUAGGUGCUCUGAGGCCUCAGCCAAACCCAAUGAUGAGUUCUGGUAUGAAUUAUGGCAUAGCUGGUGGUCCUGGUGGGGGCAUGGGGAUGGGCAUGGGGAUGGGCAUGGGCAUGGGCAUGGCGAUGGGUGGCUACGGGGGAAGCCAACCAAUUGGAAGAGGGAUGGGGAUGGGACCUGGUAUGGGUAUGAAUAUGCCAGGAACUAUGGGUAUGGGAAUGAACAUGGGUAUGGGCCCGGGAAUGAACACGCAACAGCCUAUGGGACAUCCUCCAGGAAGUACCAUACCUGGCGGCUACAAUCCUACAAUGGGAGCUGGAAAUUACAGUCAACAACCAUAUGGUGGUUACCGAUGAGCUUAGCAACUACAGAGCACUGUGGUAAGCUGAUAUUGCUGGUUUAUUUUUUUAGAGAAAACGAGUCCCCCCACCCAUAAACGUGGAUUUACGAUCAAAUAUUGCAACCAACAAGUUUCUCUUCACUUGUAUUUUUUAUGUUGGCUGUGUGUAACGUGUGUGUAUUCAUUCUUUUUGGGGUUUUGUUUUCUAUAUGAUAUAUUUUUGGGUCACAAAGAGCUAUUGUACGUGCCCCAUAGUUCUAUAGCUGUUGCUGCGUGAUCUUGUAUAUUAUCAGUAUCUAGGUUUACCUCUCUCAGGUGGCUAAUUUUUUUGUUGUGAUGUUCCUAUGCACCAUUUUGACAGUGCAGUUGAAAGGUGAUUGCUUACCAUGAAUAAAUUCGACAUUCGUUUUUCA